This is a messenger RNA of Hyaloperonospora brassicae, 1113 nucleotides long. NCBI's taxonomy places the organism in Eukaryota, Oomycota, Peronosporomycetes, Peronosporales, Peronosporaceae. The record is from the annotation of a GenBank genome assembly.
AUGCUCCGGUCGGCCCCAUUCCACCCGCCGGCAUGGGCGCGUGCGCUGCGUCGGCCCCCAGCGCACAAACUGCGCCUCGGCCACUUCCCGACGCCGAUCUUCCCCUUCGCACCCCCGGCACUUCCAGAGGGCGUACGCAUGUUCAUCAAGCGCGACGAUUUCAGUGGGAUGGAGACGUCUGGGAACAAGAUCCGCAAACUCGAGUUCCUCUUGGCCCAAGCGCUGGAGCAGAACGCGGACUGCGUCGUCACGUGCGGCGGCACGCAGAGUAACCACUGCAGAGCUACUGCUGCGGUCGCGAGGCUGCUUGGAAUGGACUCGUUUUUGCUCUUGCGUUCGAACGAGCCGGACAAAGAUCCUCAACUAGUGGGCAACCUGCUGUUUGACCGGUUACUCGACGCCAACCUGAUUCAAAUGUCUCGGCAGGAGUACGGCAAAUAUGGAAGCGAAGCUAUGAUUCAGCAAACUUGCGAUCGCUUGAGGGAAAAAGAUCGCCGGCCGUACGCUAUCCCAGUUGGAGGAAGCAAUGGUCUGGGCACGUGGGGUUACGUCCAAGCCAUCGACGAGAUCAACAACCAACUUGAGGAGCACGACCUGUCGAUUACGGAUAUGGCUUUCGCGUGUGGAAGCGGAGGAACUGCAGCUGGAAUUGGCCUCGGCUCGUACCUCUUUGCUAGAGCUUUCCCGACUGAAGCCCUGAGCUAUGAUAGUAACGUUCCAGUGCACGCGUACAUCGUGUGUGAUAAUGAGGAGUACUUUUACAACCAUAUCGAUUACGAGAUCCUGCCCGCGAUGGGAGCGCCGCCCGAAAUUUCGUCUCGCCAGUUUCUUCAAGUUACGAACGCGCAGGGCAAGGGCUACGCCCGCAGCACCAAGAGCGAGUUAGAGUUUAUUUAUCACGUGAGCCGCGAAACCGGGGUGCUCUUGGAUCCUGUCUACUCAGGCAAAGCACUCUUCCAUCUCAUUAGAGAGCUCAAUGAGGCACCGGAGAGGUUCGUGGGGAAAGACAUUUUGUUCGUACACACAGGGGGCCAAUUCGGCUUAUACGACAAGGUCGAUGCUCUGGAAGAGAUCAUUCGUCAGAACCAAGUGACCCGGUUUGUCAUGGGUUGA